AUGUAUGUAUGGACUGUUUUGAUGGAUGACUUAUUAAAUGAAACUUAUUUAACACUUGGUGGUUACGUAGAGGUGGAAAAAUACAGGUAUUUCUAUUUUGUGACCAUUUUCAUGUUCUAUGUUCUGACACUUUGCUGUAAUUUCACCAUUGUUUUCCUUAUUGUGAUUCACAAAAACCUUCAUGACCCUAUGUAUAUUUUCAUUGCAGCUUUAUUAACAAACUCUGUUCUUUUCAGCACUGCAAUUUACCCCAAACUUUUAACUGAUUUUAUAUCUGAAAAACAGACCAUAUCACACCCCAUGUGCCACUUUCAGUACUUUAUAUUUUAUUCUAUGGGUGGUGCAGAAUUCUUAUUGUUGUCAGCCAUGGCUCAUGACAGAUAUGUGUCAAUAUUUAAACCUCUGCAAUAUCACAAUCUUAUGAGGAAAACUACUGUCUGUGUCCUGCUGAUUUUGGCCUGGCUUGUGCCUUGUUGUCUGGUUGCGGGAUCAACAGUUCUGUCAGCUAAAGAGAAGCUUUGUAACUUUACUUUAAAUGGAAUUUUUUGCAACAAUUCAAUUUACAAACUUCAUUGUGUAACAUCAAGAUCACUAUCAGUGUAUGGUGUGAUUGUUUUGCUCAUUAUUAUGUUUUUGCCCAUGAUUUAUAUAGUUUUCACUUAUGCAAGAAUCCUAAUAAUAUCCUACUUUAAUUGUCAAACUAUCAGGACAAAAGCUGCACAGACUUGUUUACCUCAUUUGCUGGUUUUACUCAAUUUUUCAUUGUUCUGCGCUUAUGAUGUUGUUGUACUUAGAUUGGAAACAAGUAUUUCAAAAAUGGCACGUUUCAUAAUGACUAUACAAAUGGCACUGUAUAAUCCUCUCUUUCAUCCAAUCAUAUAUGGACUAAAAUUGAAUGAAAUCUCCAAGCACCUUAAGAAAUUAUUUGACAAGUAA
Nematolebias whitei (Rio pearlfish) is the source of this 936-nucleotide messenger RNA. Its product is annotated as olfactory receptor 10AG1-like. NCBI's taxonomy places the organism in Eukaryota, Metazoa, Chordata, Actinopteri, Cyprinodontiformes, Rivulidae. Gene Ontology annotation, biological process: G protein-coupled receptor signaling pathway. The record is from RefSeq and is a predicted model, not a curated record. Gene Ontology annotation, cellular component: membrane. The transcript has 2 exons. The coding region runs from base 1 to 936 and encodes 311 amino acids. Gene Ontology annotation, molecular function: G protein-coupled receptor activity; olfactory receptor activity.